ACUUUCUUGUAUUACAAAUCAACUAUAAGUUAAAUAUAACUUUUCAAGAUGUUUAAGACAAUUAUUUGUAUGUCAUUGUUUGUUGUGUUGUGCACCGGAAAUCCAAACCGACUUGGCUUAGGUUUAGUACCACAACCGGCUCUUUUGGUGGAUGAGAGACCAGAACCGUAUCAAUUUGGUUACAAUGCCGCCGAUGAAUACGGAACUCAAUGGACUCGUCAGGAAACUGCUGAUGGAAAUGGUGUGGUUAAGGGAUCCUACAGUUAUAAGGACGCCGCCGGCAUCUUCAGGACUGUCGAGUACAUUGCUGAUGAUGUCAAUGGUUUCAGAGCUCAGGUGCAAAGCAAUGAGCCGGGUUUGGUCAGUAGUGCACCCGCAGGUGUCGUCUAUAAUUUUCCUGACAGAGCAUCGCUUGGUCUGAGAAUUAGGGCCAUACAUUUACAUUUAAUAUCUGUCUUCUGUUUUAAAGUUAUUGUAUUCAUUAUGAUUAAAGUAUUAUUAAUAACAUUAACUGCUUUUACAACAAUAAGUUAUGGCCAACAUUGGAACCAAAGACAAUUGGGAAGUCAGGCUUAUGGAGGAUAUGGAGGAGGAGGAGGACAGUCUACAUAUUCAAAUUCAAGGCCUGGUCAAAUAGCAUAUGGAGGAACCAUAAAUCAUGGAAACACUGGAAGACAGGGAAAUUAUGGCUUUUCUCGAUCUGCAAGACAAGUUGGUUACCCUGCUGCCCCUGCCCCUGCACCUGCACCUGCACCUGCACCUGCACCUGCACCUGCACCUAGAGGUUAUGGUGGAGGUGCUUCUUAUGCUUCACCAAGAUCAACAUAUGGUGGAGGAUAUCAAGCUAGACAAGCAACAGGUGCUGGAUAUGGUGGUCAUAAUGCUGGUUAUGGUGCUGGAUUUAUUGGUGGAUAUAGUGGUUAUAGUGAAGGCUAUAAACCAUACAAUUUUGCUUAUAAUACUGUUGAUGAAUACGGGACUCAACAGGGAAGACAAGAAAAUGCUGACGGAAGUGGUAAUGUUAAGGGAUCUUAUAGUUAUCGGGAUCCGUACGGUCAGUAUCGACAAGUGGAUUAUGUGGCCGAUCAAUCAGGAUUCAGGGCUGUCGUCAACACCAACGAAGCCGGUGUUGUUCCCCACCAACCGGCAGAUGCCAUCUAUAAUUUAGCAUUACUUUUAGUCACAUUAGUUGUGAUAAUUAAUGCCCGCGACUAUCAAUCUCCUGGUCGUAGAGCUCGUAGUAGAUCUCGUGUUAGUCACCGCAACCCAGUGGCCUCCGCCUCAUAUCGAGCACCUGUAUAUUCAUCCUAUUCCUCAGCUGAAGCUCCAAAACGAAGAUCCGGUUAUAUACGACCAGUUAGACAAACACAACAAGUAGAGGAAGGGCAUCCGGCACCCGAACCAUACAGUUUUACAUACGAUACAACCGAUGAGUUCGGCACUACAUUGACACGUACGGAGUCGGGAGACGCCAACGGACACGUUAGGGGAAGUUAUCAGUAUAGGGACGCCACUGGAUUGGUUCGUACAGUUGAAUACGGGGACGAAGGCGCAGGAUUUACUGCUGUCAUCAAUACCAAUGAACCGGGAGUUAUAUCACACAAAGCUGCCGACGCUGAGUAUAUUAAAUCAUAAAAUAAUUUUUUGUUUCAAACACUUUAAGUUUAAUUAUGUGAUAAAAUAAGUGUUUAUUACAUUUUAUUUACUUUUAAUUGUUAAUAUUUUCAUUGAAUUGAUACAAUAUAUUUUAAAAACAUUUUAAAAGUGCGAUAGAUUUGUGAUUUUUAAGUUUUAUUCAAUAUUAUUCCCCUAUAUUUAGUAUACAAGAAGUAUUUAAUCAUUUAUUAUUGUUAUUAAAACAU
Molecule: messenger RNA, 1862 nt
Organism: Oppia nitens
Lineage: Eukaryota; Metazoa; Arthropoda; Arachnida; Sarcoptiformes; Oppiidae
Exons: 6
Coding region: 49-1635 (528 amino acids)
Cellular component (GO): chitin-based extracellular matrix
Molecular function (GO): structural constituent of chitin-based larval cuticle
Source: RefSeq, a predicted model, not a curated record